Molecule: messenger RNA, 1274 nt
Organism: Nicotiana tabacum (common tobacco)
Lineage: Eukaryota; Viridiplantae; Streptophyta; Magnoliopsida; Solanales; Solanaceae
Source: RefSeq, a predicted model, not a curated record
GUUGAGGACACAUAGUGGGAACUGAAAUUUCAUAAAAACCAUCAUUUUCUUUUUAGGCUUUUUCUGCUUCAGUUUUCAGUUCUAGUUGUUAUAUAUUCAUCUCUAUAUUUGCCUUUUUGUCUACUGAUACAACAGUCUGCUUGUAGUAAAUCACUUGAAAUCUGUGAUCUUUCUUUGAAGCUUUGCAAAAACCACAGUAAAAUAGUUUCUAGGAUUUCACACAUUUCUUUUUCUGCCCUUUUUUUAUCUAGUUGGUUUUUGUGGAGGUUGCUAUUCUGAGUACUUUUGAGAAAACUCAGAAAAAAGUUUCCCUUUUCUUUUUUUAUUUGUGGGAAGCUAUUGGGCCAAAAGUAAGGAAGGUUCUUGCUACCAGAAAAUCAGCUUUUCAUCAGAAAAAGAAAUAGGAUUUAUACCUAUAAAUAUUUGGAAGGGUUGUUAGCUGCUGCUUCUUGGUAUUCCAAAAGGAUCAAAGCUAUAUACCUGACUGGAUAAUUUUUUUUUAUAGUAUCAGUAUAAUUCAGCAUAUUAUAGUAGAGCAAUACAAAACAGAGGAAAAAACAAUGGAAGAUUUUCAAGAAGAAGAUAUAUGGGCUAUUAAUGUGAAGGAAAGAAAAGGUUAUUCAGGUUCAGUAAUGAAGAGGAAAUUAGCCACUGCUCCAAAGGUGAUUCCAAGAGCUAAAAUUACACCAAUGCACCAGCAAUCAUCAACUCCAGUUAAUAUUCCUGAUUGGUCAAAAAUUUAUAACAAGAAAAAAUCAAGUAGAUUCUUGAAAAAUGGUUCAUGGGAUAGUGAUGAAAAUGUUGAAAAUAUUGUUGUAGAAGAUGAAGAUUGUGAUUAUGAUUUUGGUGAUGGAAUGGUACCACCACAUGAAUAUAUAGCUAGAAGAGUUGCAAGAAGUCAAAUUGCUCCUUUUUCUAUGUGUGAAGGUGUUGGGAGGACACUUAAGGGAAGAGAUCUUAGCAAAUUGAGGAAUGCCAUUUUAACCAAAACUGGUUUCUUGGAAUAAAUCAAACAAUAUAUUAGGUGUAACAGCGCAGGUCCGGUAGUGAUAUUGUCUGCUCUGGGCAUAGGCAUCCACGAGUUUAAAAUGCGUCACUAGUGUUUAAGAUUUAUUAACUUAUAUAUCCAGCAUCUCUUUUGUGUUUUACCGAUGUAAGACCCUUUCUAAAGUCUGGGAUGUUACAUUAGGUUCCAUGCUUUUCUUAUUUUUAAGAAAGUGAUGUUUGGAUUAGUUUGUUAGUAUCUCAACUAUAUUACUGUGUACCUGCUCAAA